Molecule: messenger RNA, 1608 nt
Organism: Exophiala aquamarina CBS 119918
Lineage: Eukaryota; Fungi; Ascomycota; Eurotiomycetes; Chaetothyriales; Herpotrichiellaceae
Exons: 4
Coding region: 1-1608 (535 amino acids)
Source: RefSeq, a predicted model, not a curated record
AUGGCGAAUGCAGGACAAGCCCCGCAGGCUGCUCGAGACCCAUUUGCAGUUGCUCUGGAUGAAUUACUGAUCAGGUUUAAAAACCGGCUCACAGCUACCGAGUUGCGGAAGUUCAAGGGAACAACACUCCAAGAUGUCAAGAAAACACUUGUCGACAUUGAGAAACGUCAAGAAACACAACGGGAGUUGCGCAAUCUGACCCGAAUCCGUGGUUUCCUUGAUGCCAUGGAACAAUUUGGCAAAGUCAUUGAAGUGUUCACUAACUCGUCCAAUAUGGUUGCUUUUAUCUGGGGCCCAUUGAAAUUCCUUCUACAAAUGUCCAGUACUUGGGCGAAUUCUCUUGAUCGAAUUCUAGAGGCAUACCAACAGAUUGGAGAAGUCUUUCCUCUAUUGCAACAGUACGAAUCGCUGUUCAUACAGCAUACAGAAAUGAGAAAGAUCUUGGUUUGGAUUUACAAAGACAUCCUUGAAUUCCAUACGCGAGUAAUCCGUUUCUUCGACCAUCCCAUCUGGCGACAACUUUUCCGAUCGGCAUGGAACGAUUUUACCGCUAACUUUGACGGAAUUUUGAAGAAUUUCAGUCGACAUAACCAGUUGAUUGAAUCACAGUUUCUAUUCCUACAUGCACGCCAGUACGAGAGCGAUCGGGGCACUACAGCGACCCACCGCACCGAACUGACUUCAAAGCUCAAUGCACUAUCGCAAGAAUUACACAACGCUCAUUCCUUACUUCAGCAAGCGGAGGAAGAGCGCAAGGCCGAGCGGCUACACGCAAUUCAAGAGUGGAUUGGUGGGAAUCAUCCUGGCGUAGUUCACGAAAUGAUACUUGAGGCUAGAGCUGAUUACUCUAGUACUGGAAAUUGGGUCAAAAAUUAUGCUGCAGUCUCAAGUUGGAUCAACGACGACCUUCCUCGGUCAUCAACAUUAUGGAUGCAUGGUAUGCCGGGCGCGGGUAAGUUCUUCCUUGUUUUGGCAUCAAUCAUCAUCCAAGCAUGUAUAAAUCACCAACAGCAUCGUACAGCAUACUACUACUGCAGGUCUGAUGACAGUAGCACCUUAUCUUGUCUAAGCAUAUUAAAAGGCCUUUUGAUGCAGCAGGUCCAUUGGUAUCCGAAUCUCGUAUCAUACUUUCGAGAGCAACGCUACCAGAAAAGCGAAAUCACCCUCAGUCUGGAAAGUACAGCAAGGCAGCUCUUCGAGACUGUUGCUUGGGAGAGAGAUCGUCAAUACAUAAUCCUCGAUGGGUUGGAUGAGUGCCUGGGAAAGGACAGGAAAACGAUUCUGUCGUUCCUGAUGGCUCUCAUUGCGAAGAUUGAUGCGAAAACACCCUCAAAAUUUCGGCUGCUUGUCAUUAGUCAGUCGGAAUCUGAUAUAAGGAAUCUACUGGAACGUGCCCAACAGUUUGAGAUCAAAGCUGUUGACAAUGCAGAAGAUAUAGCAAUCUUUGUGCGGACAUGGAUGAUAAAGCUCCGUCAAAGGUUCGAACUUGAGGAUGGGGUCUCGAUUUCUCUCGAGAAGAGGAUAUGUGCACUUGCGAGAGCAACGCGCGAAGAUUUUGAAGCUGAACUGGACACGGCUCGCUUUCCAAAAGAACUAUCAGAAGCGUGA